CCGUUGACUUCUUUCACAUAUAUGCGUAAACUUAUUUUCAGAUUUUCAGUAUUCAGUGUUGCUUUGCUCUCUUGGGGGCUAGCAUCGUCAAAUAAUUUUUAUUUUCAAUAUUCCAUCACGAUCAAGGAGCGUUCUUCUUUCAUUUCUCCCGUAUCUUCCGUCAUCAUAUACUUUAGCAUAAAGCUGUAGAUUAAUAUUUGUACAAGCCGGCCCUGCUCUUUCAGUGUAAUCUGACGUCCAGGAAUAUUUUGACAAGGACCUGCUACAUUUAUUUUUUCAUACUCAAAGAGCAUUGACAAUGUUGUCUGUGAUAGUAUUUUUGUCUGCCAUUUCCCUCAUGGGAAUCAAUGCAAGUGUAGACGAAUAUCCUAAUACCGUCAAAUAUACGGAGGAGACGUUUCCCAUUGAAAUUGCAAAGAAAAACCACUUCAUAAUGUUUUAUGCACCCUGGUGUGAUCAUUGCAAAACCUUAGCCCCUACAUUGGAGACUUUAGCUGAAAUGUUGAACGAAGAAGAGGACAGUCUUGUGAAAAUUGCCAAAGUUGACUGUACCACGGAUGUAGCCCUUUGUUCGGAGCACGAUGUUACAGGAUAUCCGACAUUGAAAUUUUUCAAAGUCGGUGAAAAGGGGGGCAUCAAGUUCAGAAGAACUCGUGAUUUACCAUCUUUGAUCGCAUUUAUAAAUGAACAAUUGGGCAGUGUUCCAGCGGAAAGUGAAAAUCCUGCAGCUCCAGAACCUGUUAACGGAUUGGUCGAGUUGACCGAAGAUACAUUCGACAAACACGUAGCCUCUGGUCAUCAUUUCGUUAAAUUUUACGCCCCAUGGUGCGGUCAUUGCCAGAAAUUAGCGCCAACGUGGGAUGACCUCGGUCAAAGCCUUGGUCACGAUAAAUUUGUUAGUAUAGGAAAAGUCGACUGCACCCAACAUCGCUCCGUUUGUGAACAAUUUGAUAUCAAAGGCUAUCCGACGUUGCUCUGGAUCGAGGAUGGCAAAAAGAUUGACAAAUACACGGGUCAACGUAGCCACGAGGAAUUGAAGGCGUACGUUGAGAAAAUGCUUCGAGCGAACGAUGGAAAAGAGGGAGGAAAAACGGAGGAUCCGGAGGACAGUGUUCAAUCGGUGUUGACACUGACGGGUGAUAAUUUUGAGCAUGGAAUCGAGAAAGGCGUGACAUUUAUUGAAUUUUUCGCGCCAUGGUGCGGUCAUUGCAAGCGCCUUGCGCCUACGUGGGAAGAGCUUGGGAAAAAAUUUACAAACAGCGAGAACGUUCACAUAGUUAAAGUCGAUUGUACCUUGGCGACGAGCAAGAAACUUUGUGAUGAACAAGAAGUCGAUGGUUUUCCAACACUUUUCCUUUAUCGUGAUGGACACAAAAUCGCUGAAUACAAUGGUUCGCGCGCUCUCGAAGAUCUCUACGAAUUUGUUAAUAAUCAUCUCAAAUCCCAUGACGAACUGUGAUUUUUGGAAUUUUUCAUAUUUUUAUAUCAACUUCGAUAUUAUUUAUCGGUAUGUACUGUUGAAAGAACAAGUUAGUUUAAGAGCCUUGACAAUUUUUAAAAUAAAUUCUUUUUUCAUCCCGACGAUCUCUGAUUACCUCUGAUAAAUGUUGGUUCUUCUUGAAAACAGAGCCGGACGAGUUUAUUUUUCUAAUUACCAUUACCGAAUGAAUUUGAACAAACUACUUGUGGGGAAGACUUGAUAAUUCUUCAAUAAUGUUUUGUUACAAAGCUUCUUUAUUGUUCUAUCGCGCUGCUUCCACUUUUUGUUUUCAAAUGUCAUUGCUCCUUUAUUGAUGUACAACGGUCUACUUAUAACAAGAGUGGAUUACAUCUGUAGGAAAGUUGUUCGUAACAUCUCCUAACCCUUUACGACUUUAUCUUUUGUCACAAAUUUAUAUCAAUAUAUCGUAGUUGUAAAUCUUGUAGUCAUCGAAUUUUGUCAUUGGAAACAAUUGAAAAUUAAGAAAUUAUAUACAUGUGCAUUUCUGUGAAAUAA
This is a messenger RNA of Venturia canescens, 1996 nucleotides long. RefSeq names its product pretaporter (gene prtp). Gene Ontology annotation, biological process: protein folding. NCBI's taxonomy places the organism in Eukaryota, Metazoa, Arthropoda, Insecta, Hymenoptera, Ichneumonidae. The transcript has 6 exons. Gene Ontology annotation, cellular component: endoplasmic reticulum. Gene Ontology annotation, molecular function: protein disulfide isomerase activity. Bases 299 to 1459 code for a protein of 386 amino acids. The record is from RefSeq and is a predicted model, not a curated record.